AUGGCGGCAGACGACGACCGCAAGGAGGCGAUACACCAUUACGAUGAUGUCGCCCAGGCUAACAAGCUCGGAGUUGGUGUUGGUGAAGUCGUCGCCCACCGAAUUACCGAAGAGGAUCUGUUGAGACAAUCUCGAGAGUCUCUCACCAUCUACUCCAAGACAGGCUUCCGCAUUUGCCUCAUCAUGAUCUGUAUGGGUUUCAACCAGGCCGCGUAUGGUGUUGAUUGGGGAGUGGUUGGAGGCAUCAAUGCGUUUGACCGAUGGCACGACUACUACGGCUUUGGCAAGACUGGUGUCAUCAUCAGCACAAUCAACGCCUUGAUGCAGAUCGGUAUCUUCGUGGGAGCCCCUUUCCUCGCUCUUAGUGAUGUGAUCGGUCGACGGGGUGUCAACUUCGCCGGCAAUUUCCUCACCAUCAUUGCUGCUUUUAUGCAAGGAAAUGCGCCCAACCUUGCGACUCUCUUCGUCGGCCGUCUCAUUUUGGGUUUCGGCACAGCGCUAUGCACAGCCCCUCAGUACGUGGCCGAAGUGGCUCCCGUCCAUCUCCGCGGCCGCAUCGUUGGUAUCUUCGGCGCCUGCUUCCAGGUCGGCUCCAUGAUGAUGCUUGGAGUGAUGAUGGCAUUGACGAGGUGGGAGAGCGAUUGGCAGUGGCGUACUGCGUUUAUGAUCCAGGCAAUCUUCCCUACCGUCGUGUGCGUCACCAUCUAUCUCUGGUGUCCAGAAUCGCCUCGAUACUUGGUGAUGAAGGGCAAGGUCCAGAAGGCCCGCGAGGUCAUUGCGAAGUACCAAACAACUCAUAAUGAUAUCAAUGAUCCCAUUGUCGGCAUGGUUAUUGCGCAAAUUGAGCAAUCUCUCGAAAAUUCCCAAAACAAGACACUCCGAGCCGCGUACGACUUCCGCAUCUUCUUCACCCGCGCUGUCGGCUUCCGCACAACGGUUCUCAUAAUCUAUUCAGUGUUUCAGCAGUGGAACGGAGGUGGUAUAAUUGGCUAUUACCUUACUCCCGCGCUUAUGACAGUCGGAAUCGACGGAACUCUCCAGCAACUCGGCAUCACACUUGGCUCGACUGGCCUCUACUUCGUCUUCACACUAUUUGGAGCAUACAUUAUUGACAAGUUCCGUCGAAGAACCCUGAUCUUCACUGGAAUUGUGUUGAUUGUCAUUUUCCAGACCGCUGUCACCAUCACAAGCUGGCAAUACACUAUCAACCCAAACAAGGCAAGCGCCAUACUCAUGGUCCUCUGGGUAUACUGCUUCCAAAUCUGCAGCGCCAGUACAAUUGCCACCAUGCAUAACCUGUAUCCCGUCGAGAUUCUCUCUCUUUCCCUUCGUGCGAAGGGAAUGGGUCUCUACGCUAUGUUCCAGGGUGCUGCUGGUGUCGUCCACACAUAUGGUAUCGGCGUCGGUAUUGGCAAGGUGGGGUAUAAGAUUUGGGUCGUCUACAUUGUGUACAAUGCCUUGCAGGGAAUUAUCGCCUACUUUCUUUUCCCGGAAACCAGCAAGCUGUCUCUUGAGGAAAUCGACACCAUCUUUGAGACCCAUGGCGAGAAGCCAGUGGCCAUGUCGUUGAAGAUUUACAAAGCAAGACAAGAGAAAGAGAAAAUGGACAGAGAGAUAGCAGGAUCACAGGGUGUUGUUGCCUGA
Messenger RNA from Ilyonectria robusta, 1644 nucleotides. RefSeq names its product sugar transporter. The record is from RefSeq and is a predicted model, not a curated record. Gene Ontology annotation, cellular component: membrane. The coding region runs from base 1 to 1644 and encodes 547 amino acids. Lineage: Eukaryota; Fungi; Ascomycota; Sordariomycetes; Hypocreales; Nectriaceae. The transcript is spliced from 4 exons. Gene Ontology annotation, biological process: transmembrane transport; carbohydrate transport. Gene Ontology annotation, molecular function: carbohydrate:proton symporter activity.